AACAGACUGUUUAACCUAAAUAUCACUGUCAGAAAGUUUCCAGACAAAAUUAACGCCAGACAUCCAAAACUAAGCAAAAUCCGCGAGUACUGAAGACAAACCCUCAAAGAAAUGGCGGAGAAAUUGGCUCCGGAAAAGCGCCACAACUUUGUCCACAACGGUCAGAAAGUCUUUGAGUGGGAUCAGACUAUUGAGGAGGUAAAUAUUUACAUUAAUUUACCUCCCGAUGUUCCCAAGAAGCUGUUCUUCUGCAAGAUUCAGUCGAAGCAUGUCGAAGUCAGCAUCAAAGGCAACCCCCCUUACCUCAAUCAUGAUCUCACGUGUCCGGUGAAGACUGAUUCUUCUUUCUGGACUAUAGAGGAUGACAUAAUGCACAUAACCUUGCAAAAGAGGGACAAGGGUCAGACAUGGCCUUCGCCUAUAUUGGGUCAGGGUCAGCUUGAUGCUUACUCAACUGAUCUUGAGCAAAAGCGUCUUAUGUUGCAGAGGUUCCAAGAAGAGAACCCUGGUUUUGAUUUCUCUCAAGCUCAGUUUAGUGGGAGCUGUCCUGAUCCUAGGACCUUUAUGGGCGGGAUCCGAUCUGGUUGACGAUCAUGGUGUACUGCAAUAAUGACUUCGGUUAGCAUGCACAUAUAUCUCAACCAUCUUUUAGUAAAUAAAAUAAAACAACUACUGUUCCUGUUGUCCCUUGAUAGUAUAGCUGCAUUCUCCGUACUAAUAAUAUUAACUGAUGCGUUUUUACUUG
Molecule: messenger RNA, 745 nt
Organism: Tripterygium wilfordii
Lineage: Eukaryota; Viridiplantae; Streptophyta; Magnoliopsida; Celastrales; Celastraceae
Product: nudC domain-containing protein 2-like
Exons: 5
Coding region: 112-588 (158 amino acids)
Biological process (GO): protein folding
Cellular component (GO): cytoplasm
Source: RefSeq, a predicted model, not a curated record